AUGGCGGCACCGCGGCAAAUCCCCAGCCACACAGUGCCCAGCAAGCCCAGCUGCUUUACAAACUCGUCGUUCACCCGGACGCCGGUGCCUACCGUGUCUCUCGCGUCCCGCGAGCUGCCUGUCUCGUGGCAGGUCGCCGAGCCGUCGAGCAAGAAUCUGUGGGAGCAGAUCUGCGCGGAGUAUGAAGCUGAGCAGCCUCCCUUUCCAGAAGGAUAUAAAGUCAAACAGGAGGCUGUGAUUACAGUUGCGCCAGUAGAGGAAAUGCUUUUUCAUGGCUUCAGUGCAGAGCACUGUUUUCCGGUUUCCCAUUUCACCAUGAUCUCACAUACACCCUGUCCUCAAGAUAAAUCGGAAACAAUCAACCCAAAAACAUGUUCUCCCAAAGAAUAUUUGGAAACUUUCAUCUUUCCUGUUCUGCUUCCCGGAAUGGCUAGCCUGCUUCACCAAGCGAAGAAAGAAAAAUGUUUUGAGAGGAAAAGAACCAAAUUCAUUGCCUGUGAUUUUCUGACCGAGUGGUUAUACAACCAAAAUCCAAAGAGGGCAGGGGAGCCAUUCACAGAAUUUUUCUCCAUUCCAUUUGUGGAGGAGCGGCUAAAGCAACAGGUCUUACUCUGUUGCUCGGGCUGGAGUGCAGCGAUACGAUCUUGGCUCACUGCAACCUCUGCCUCAUGGGCUCAAGCCAGCCUCCCAAGUAGCUGGGAUUACAGCCCACGGCCGCCAAUCCCACUCUCGCUCCUGCUGACAGAAGAGGAAGCAGCCCUCUACAUUCAAUCCUUCUGGAGAGCCUGUGUGGUUCGCUGUGAUCCUGAGAUUCAAGAACUGCGUCAGUGGCAGAAGAAACUUCGCGAGGCCAAGCACAUUCACCAGCGAGUCAAAAUUUUCUGGGCCAAGCAAGAACAAAAAGUGAAAUGCCAAAUGGAGGACGAUGCAGUACCUGCAGCCAAGAUGAAAAUUCCAUCAUCUUAACCAUAGCUAAGAUGUAUCUUUGCCCAUUCGAGCACAAGUUACCUUGUGCAAGGAAAAUGUCCAAAUGAUGCUCUCUCUCUUGUGAUUUCUUUAACAAGACUUGGAACAUGUGAAAAUGGAAUCUUUUCUGUACAAGAUAGGAUUCGUUGCAAACAAGCUUUAAUGCAAAUAGUUUAGAAAAGAAAGGACCAGUCUCCACUUUCUGCAUUAUCCCCACGUUUUAUUCAUUCAUCCAGAUUACUUCUUCAGUGCCUCAGGAGUAUUCUUCUACACCAGCUGCUGUUAAAAUGUACAAUGAACUCUAGUCCCAAGGAAUACAGAAGUGCUUUUAUUACCAGUUUUCCCACUUGUGGCCGCCUUUGCAAAGAUCCAUAUUCUAAUUUAAGUCCCCAACCUCUGAAUUUGGUUUUAAGUUUACCUAGUGACUGACUACUCUCUUUAUAAAAAAGACCUUAUACUUAAUGAUCAUUUCCAAAGGAGACCACUCCUUAACUUUUACUGCAAACCCAACAAGAUGAGACACUUAAACCCAGACAGAUGUAACAAAGGAUUUUUGUUGUCUAAGUCCCAAAGUAUUAUAUAGAAAGUUCCUGCUUUUAUGGGUAAACUUAUUACCUUAAUAUGUUCUGUGGUUUGCUGUUAACCAAGAUUCUCCCAUUUAAAAUGCCACAGACCGAGCCUCAAGGCAGAUCCGAAAGCCUAGUAGUUAUUUGCAUUGGGUUGUUUUGACAAGCUACCACACGUCUUAAGUAAAUAGUAAAGCCUUUAUUUUUGUGUUAAGAACAGCAUUUUGAAAAUAAAACCUAUCUGCCCAUGCUUUACAA
Molecule: messenger RNA, 1790 nt
Organism: Gorilla gorilla gorilla (western lowland gorilla)
Lineage: Eukaryota; Metazoa; Chordata; Mammalia; Primates; Hominidae
Gene: IQCK
Product: IQ motif containing K
Exons: 10
Coding region: 1-966 (321 amino acids)
Source: RefSeq, a predicted model, not a curated record